Molecule: messenger RNA, 615 nt
Organism: Tetrahymena thermophila SB210
Lineage: Eukaryota; Ciliophora; Oligohymenophorea; Hymenostomatida; Tetrahymenidae
Exons: 1
Source: RefSeq, a predicted model, not a curated record
AUGAUGAAUAUGAAAUCAUAGAUUAUAGCAGCAGAUUAAAUAUUCUCUAAUUGGAAACCUUAGAGAAAGUCAUAAAAAAAUUAAAAAAUCAUUAGAAUUACAAGAAAAAUAGCUAAAAAAAGAAAUAAUAAAUUAUUGGCUUAAAAAAAUAUUUUUUGGAAAUUAAAUUAUAUAUAAAUCAAGUUGAUCUUAUCAAAAAAUUUGAAACAGUUUUUAAAUUAUUUUUUUAAAAUGAUAUCAAGUAAAUUCGUUAAAAAAUAUUUAUCUCAGAAAAAACUAAAUAUUUAUGUUGGAAGAAACAUGAUUAAAUUGAUAGCGAUUAAGAUUAAGAGAGUUAAUACACUUUUGAAUUAGAUGUAGAGAAAAAUUCUAAUUUACAAUAUAUGGAUGCUAUAUAUUUAAUUAAGUAAAUUCCUUUUAACUAAAAUAACUAUAGAUUUCAUUUUAAACAUAGUUUUAACUCAUGUGAAGAUGCUAAAUAUGUUUUAGAAAGCUUUUCAAAAAGCAUAAACACUAAUUCAACAAUAAAAAUAGCUUUUAAUGAAUAAAUUGAAAUAGAGUGGAUAUAAUAGAAGUUAAAUUUUCUUUAAGAAAGGAGUACAGAAAAUGUAUUGA